AUGACAACCCUAGCAGUUAAGACUGUGGCUCUUACUCCUGAACCUCGGGGCAAUCCUACUUUCCCUCUUUUUGACAUCGCUCCUGCUUCUAUCGAUGUCGUUCUUGCUUCUAGCACUAUUCUUGUCUCUCAGACCGAUGCCCCUGCUAUCCCUACUGACCUGGCACCCCCUUCUCGUAGUGUUGACUCCUUCUCUGCAAGCAUUGAUGAACUCUUUGGAGAUAUUGGAGGUGACAUCGACAGAAAGGUCACCAGCCCACCAAGAGCUUAG
Molecule: messenger RNA, 270 nt
Organism: Ilex paraguariensis (yerba mate)
Lineage: Eukaryota; Viridiplantae; Streptophyta; Magnoliopsida; Aquifoliales; Aquifoliaceae
Source: the annotation of a GenBank genome assembly